AUGUCCGCCAUAUCUCCAAUCCCAGCUCUCUUCUCCACCCCGGGCAAGAUCGCGGUCGUCACUGGCGGCUCUCGUGGUCUAGGUCUCCAUGCUGCCACUGGUUUACUCCUAUCCGGCUGCUCGAAAGUUUAUAUUACUUCCCGUAAAGCUUCAGCUUGUGAGGAAGCUGUCAAGGCGCUCAAUUCUAUAAAGGGAAUCCAUGGAAAGGCUAUAUCUGUUCCCGCUGAUAUCUCCAAACCUGAAGAGAUCACGCGGUUUGUCCAGGAACUUCAGAAGGAUACGGAUCAUGUUGAUAUCCUAGUUGCGAAUGCCGGUGCCACUUGGGGUGCUCCAUAUGGUAGUUGGAAGAAGGAGUAUUGGGAUAAAGUUAUGACUUUGAAUGUUACUAGUGUUUUUUUGCUGGUUCAAGAAAUGACACCCCUCCUCGCCAAAAACGCUACAGUCACGGACCCCUCCCGUGUAAUCACAACCUCCUCGGUCGCAGGAAUCAAAGGCUUUUCAACUGGUCAAAACGCUACAUUCUCUUACUCAGCCUCCAAAGCUGCGGUAAUGCACCUAACCAAGCAUCUUGCUGUCGCCCUCGCCCCUCAGCGGAUCCUGUGCAACUCCAUCGCACCGGGGUUUUUCCCAUCAAAGAUGGCUAACGCUUUGAUCGAUAUUUACGGUGGCCUGGAUCAUCUGGCGAAGAAGAAUUUGAAUGGAAGAGUUGGGAUUGAAGAUGACUUUGCGGCGUUAGUGGUGUUCUUGUCAGCGAAGGCCAGUGGUCAUGUUAAUGGCGUUGUUAUCCCGUUAGAUGGGGGUGGACAUCUUGUUGGCGAUAUCUUUGGGGAAGAGGAAGGCGAAGCGCCGAAAGCGAAGUUGUAG
Molecule: messenger RNA, 864 nt
Organism: Orbilia oligospora ATCC 24927
Lineage: Eukaryota; Fungi; Ascomycota; Orbiliomycetes; Orbiliales; Orbiliaceae
Exons: 2
Coding region: 1-864 (287 amino acids)
Molecular function (GO): oxidoreductase activity
Source: RefSeq, a predicted model, not a curated record